UUGUUGGGAAAGUAGUUCCACAUAGUUUCAAAAUUUACUUUAAUAAUUUUCAUUAUUAUCAAUUGAAAUGUUGUAAUUAAGAAUCUAUUAAUAAAAUUGGUCUUCAUUGCUUGUGUUCCGGAUGACUUUCUAUUACGCUAUAGUGUAAUUUUUUUUUUGAUUGAUAAGCGUCUCUGCGACAGUAGACUUAUUCAAAUAGGCGUUACUUAUAUUAAAUAAGAUUUACAAUUCGUCUCCCACUGCCAUCGAAAAUUUUGUCGUCGGAUGAGGGACAGUCCGGUGUGCGAGAAUUUGUACAUUUAUAGCCACCAAGGAAUUUCUGACAAGAAUUGUACGGAAGUUUUGUGGCCGGUGGUGUUGGUGGGGAAAAGUUCGCCAGUGUUUCCAGUUGACGUAGCAGUUAAGGCGUUUCCUCCAACAGGCGGUGUUGUGACAACUUGGUGACAGCCGUCGUGCGGGUGUUUUGUGUUGGGGUUAUUGUUACCCUGGGGCAGUGAGCGGCGCCCAAGCGACUUUGUAACUGUUUCGUUUGGCGUGUGAUGCUUUUGAUGGAACUUGAUCGUCUGUUUAUCAGUUCCCAGUAGAAAAUGUUGAAGUUCAUAAGAGGGAAAGGGCAGCAGCCCUCGGCCGAGAGGCAGAAACUUCAGAAGGAGUUAUUCGCGUACCGCAAGACGGUGCAACACGGCUUCCCGAACAAGCCGACCGCGCUGGCCUGGGACCCCUCGCUGCGCCUCAUGGCCCUGGGCACUGCCUCCGGCGCCAUCAAGGUCUUCGGCAAGCCGGGAGUGGAGUUUUACGGUCAGCACGCCAAUCACGAGUCGGCCAUCACCAAGCUGAUCUUCCUGCCGAAUGAGGGCCGCCUCGUGUGUCUGUGCGACGACAACUCCCUCCACCUCUGGGAGAUGAACGACGGCUUUCUCGUGGAGAUUAAGACGCAAGCCCUCGAGGGAAACUUCACUCUCCUGCUUUCUUCUUUGUUUGACUCGAGGUUGAAGAAGAUCUCGGCAAUGUGCCUGGAAUCGGCAGGCCAGCAUUUGCUCCUAGGUACGGAGGGCGGUAACAUUUACCUGCUGAACCUCCGCACCUUCGAAAUGUCGGAGACCAUCAUAUACCAGGACGUCGUCAUGCAGAAUGUCCCGGAGGAUUACAAGAUCAAUCCGGGCGCAGUGGAAGCCAUAGCGGAGCAGCCGGGGAAUCCGGACAAGAUUCUGAUUGGCUACAACCGCGGCCUCAUGGUGCUGUGGAACAGACGGUCCCCCGGGGCGGAGCAGACGUUCAUCAGCACGCAGCAGCUGGAGAGCGUGUGCUGGCACCGGGAGGGCGCGCACUUCGCGUCGUCGCACAACGACGGCAGCUACGCGCUGUGGGACGCGGGCGUCGGGGAGAAGCCCAUGGAGGAGCCGACCACCCUGUACGGGCCCUUCCCCUGCAAGGCCGUGUCCAAGUUCCUGUGGCGGCACGGCAAGGGGGAUGACUACUUCAUCUUCGCGGGGGGCAUGCCCCGCGCCAGCUACAGCGACCGCCACACCAUCACGAUACAGCACGGCAAGAGGCACAGCGUGCUGGACUUCACCUCCAGGGUCAUCGACUUCUUCACGGUGCCCGUCGACCCCGAGGACAAAGAGUUCGACGAGCCGCAGGCCCUGAUGGUGCUCCUGGAGGAGGAGCUGGUGGCCGUGGACCUGCUGUCGGAGGACUGGCGCAUGCUGGCGCUGCCGUACCUGGUGUCGCUGCACGCCAGCGCCAUCACCUGCUCCCAGCACGUGGCGGGCGUGCCCCAGGGGCUGUGGGACGCCGUCGCCGCCGCCGGCCGGGCCCAGGUCCUCGACCUCUACUCCGACCGGGCGUGGCCGGUGGACGGGGGAACGGUGCUGGCGUCGGAGGAGGAGGCGCGCGCCGCGCCGUGCCGCGAGCUGCUGCUCACGGGCCACGAGGACGGCACGGUCAGGUUCUGGGAUGCCAGCGGGGUCGCGCUGCAGCCCCUCUACAAGUUCGGCUCCGCGCAGCUGUUCAGCGGGGACGAGAUCGCGGGCGACGGCAGCAACGGCGCGCAGGACGAGGAGGACGAGGAGUGGCCGCCCUUCAAGAAGGUGGGGACUUUCGACCCGUACUCCGACGACCCGCGCCUCGCCGUGAAGAAAGUGGCGCUGUGUCCUCUCUCCGGGACGCUGGUGGUCGCCGGGACGGCCGGCUCUGUCAUCGUGGCUUUGAUCGGCUCCGAGCCAGUGGAGAAGGAAGUCAAGGUGGUGCCCAUGAACAUCGUCCUGGACCGGGACGGCUUCGUGUGGAAGGGGCACGACCAGCUGACGCCGCGCACGGGCGCGCUGCCCCUGCGCCCGGGGUUCCAGCCGGCCGUGGUGCUGCAGCUCCACCCGCCCGCCGCAGUGACGGCGCUGGCCGUGCACGCCGAGUGGGGCCUCGUGGCGGCCGGCACGGCCCACGGCCUGGCCGUCUUCGACCACCUGCGGGCCCGGCCCGUGCUCGCCAAGUGCACGCUCAACCCCAACGACCUGUCGGGGGCCGGGGAGGCGCCCAUCUCGCGGCGCAAGUCCUUCAAGAAGUCCCUGCGCGAGUCCUUCAGGCGGCUGCGCAAGGGACGCUCGACCCGGCACGCGGACAAGCGCGGCGCGCAGAGCCCCGCCGCGUCCUCCCCCGCCGACAAGAAGAAAGAAGGGACUGGGGACGGCUCCUCGCCGUCCACCGCCCCGGUCAGCCCCUCGGAGGCGAAGCCGAUCGAGCGGCAGGUGGAAGCCCGGCCGGCGGACGACUCCCUGGGCAGCAUGGUGCGCUGCCUGUUCUUCGCCAAGACGUUCAUCAUCAGUGUGCAGACCAUGACGGCCACGCUGUGGGCGGGCACCAACAACGGCACGGUGUACGUGUUCACCGUGUCGGUGCCGGGCGCUCCGGGGCGCCCCGAGGAGGACGUGGUGUGCCAGCUGGCCAAGGAGAUCCAGCUGAAGCACCGCGCGCCCGUCGUCUCCGUGGCCGUGCUGGACGGGGCGGGCGCCGCGCUUCCCGGGCCGCUGGCCCCGGCGACGCAGCCGGACGCCCCGGGCCCGCACCGCGUCGUCAUCAGCUCCGAGGAGCAGUUCAAGAUCUUCACCCUGCCCGGCCUGAAGCCGUUCGGCAAGUUCAAGCUGACGGCGCACGAGGGCUCGCGCGUGCGCCGCGCCGCGCUGGCGACCUUCUCGACGGCACGGCCCGGCACGGCCGCGCAGCACUCGGAGACGUGCCUGGUGUGCCUGACCAACACGGGCGACUGCGUGGUGCUGAGCCUGCCGGAGCUGAGGCGGCAGCUUGACGCCGCCGUGGUCCGGCGCGAGGACAUCAACGGGAUUUCGAGCCUGACGUUCACGGCGAGCGGUGAGGCGUUCUACCUGCACUCGUCGAGCGAGCUGCAGCGCAUCUCGCUGUCGGCGGCGCGCGUGACGCAGCCGCGCUGCCGCCUGGAGCUGCCCGAGGGGGCGCGGGACACGGAGGAGGAGGAGGCGGCGGCGGCGGCCGACGACGAGGGGCGGAUCGAGGGGCGGGAGGAGUCCGCGCCCUCCCCCACCGCCCGCCAGCAGCAGUCCGCCCCGCCGGCCCCGGCCGUCGUCGUCAACGGGGACGCCGGCAGCCGAGACGGCAGCGAGUCGAAGGGCGACGGCGCCCUGGAGAACAGCAUCGACGAGGAGAGGAGCGACCUGAGCGCCCUCAGCGUCGGGGACAUCACCAUAGACUCCGUCAAGGACCACCUCAUCUCUGCGGCGGAGGACGGCCGCUCCUCGACGGAGGUGAAGGUGGAGCGCACCACGGAGACCCAGUCCGUGGUCGUCAAGACGACCGUCGUCAGCAGCAGCAGCGAGACCACGACCGUCGUCAACUCUGCCAGCGCCGGCGACAUAGCUGUUGUUGAUUUCCCUCCGGCAGACGGGCCGUCCAACACACACGUUUUAAACGAGAUUAAGCUGCGCAAGGCUCCCCUGGCCAAGAUGGAGGACUUGGAAGCCGAGGCGGCGACGAAUCCGGCGGACGUGUAGCGAAGCAGCGGCAAGCCUCUCCCGGGCGGGGCGCGUUCGCACCGAGUGCCGCGCCCGCUCUCCCGGCCAUCCGCCCCCCGUCGGUCUCUUCCCCUUCUCCCCCCCCCCCCAGCCCGGGGACGAAGGCUUCAUCACCUCCCCCUCCCCCCCUCACCCCCCUCGUCCGUGUGGUCGAACAUUCCAGUGACGUAGUCGUAGCGUCUAGUUGUUGUUCGCGUGCAGCUUUCGCGGUGGACUCCUCGCUUGGGCGAUGCUUGUUGCGCGAGGACUCGGACACUCCGCUCGGGAAACAACUGGCAGCAGUAUUUGCUCUUUUUCUUUUUUUUUUAAAUUCGAUAAUGAGAACUGCAAUGUGUUCAUGCCUGUUCUACUUGCUGUGCAUUUGAUGUAGUGAGUUGUUAGCAAUUUUUUUGCAAGAGAAAAAGAGUAUUUUUUUUUUUAUUUUAUGAACAAUAUGCCUCAAUAUUUUUAUCCUGUGUAGCUGUUUAUUAUUUUUUUUAAUACUGUUCUACUUGUAAAAACUUAUAACAUAAAAAUUUCAAUUUAAUCCUUUGGUGAAGGUGUUCUUGUGUUUCACGACAUUUUAGCGGUGCGGCACUGUAGCAAAGAGGGAAUGCAUAUCUGCAUCUGUUUAACACGUCUGUCGCAUGAUUUAAAUAUGAGAGAUGUCUGAAACUGUUUUAGAAGCUUUAGUUUACUUUACCACUUUCUGCAAUGUGAUAUACUAAUUGUAGAGGAAAAGAAAAUAUGCAAUGCCAUCAAGUUCAUACUACUUCGUCCUUAUAAUUUAUGAGAACUGAUUUUUGUGUCUUGCAGAAAGUUUAAGGCAUUAUUUCCCUGUUGUAAUGUUUUGAAAUAAAUACUUUUGUAAGUUAUGCAGAAAA
Bacillus rossius redtenbacheri is the source of this 4903-nucleotide messenger RNA. RefSeq names its product lethal(2) giant larvae protein homolog 1 (gene l(2)gl). Gene Ontology annotation, cellular component: cortical actin cytoskeleton; plasma membrane; cytoplasm. The coding region runs from base 588 to 4019 and encodes 1143 amino acids. Gene Ontology annotation, molecular function: syntaxin binding; GTPase activator activity; myosin II binding. Gene Ontology annotation, biological process: regulation of Notch signaling pathway; establishment of spindle orientation; regulation of protein secretion. NCBI's taxonomy places the organism in Eukaryota, Metazoa, Arthropoda, Insecta, Phasmatodea, Bacillidae. The record is from RefSeq and is a predicted model, not a curated record. The transcript is spliced from 21 exons.